Molecule: messenger RNA, 1705 nt
Organism: Plodia interpunctella (Indianmeal moth)
Lineage: Eukaryota; Metazoa; Arthropoda; Insecta; Lepidoptera; Pyralidae
Gene: Tektin-A
Product: tektin-4-like
Exons: 1
Coding region: 102-1613 (503 amino acids)
Biological process (GO): cilium assembly; cilium movement involved in cell motility
Cellular component (GO): nucleus; microtubule cytoskeleton
Source: RefSeq, a predicted model, not a curated record
AAAAGCGACACAACAUGACAAUGUCAUUUUGAACCUCGUCUUGGGGUCAUGGUUUUUAUAUUAUUUUUAUUUUAAUAGUUAUAAGCUAAAUUUCGGUCAAAAUGGAGCCCAAAACAUGUCCAGAAAUAUGCCCAGCUAAUGCCGUGCCUCAACAGCCAAAAGAAUAUCUAAAAGCGGGUCAAUCUCGGGGCCCAGAGAACCCUCAUGCUUCCCCGUACGUUCCAGGCAUGAUCAAGCCGCCAGAACCGAAGGUAUAUCCACCAGAUGCCCCGCCCAGGUACCUUCCACAACCGACUGACAGCACCAGUGGCGAUAUCCUUGGAAUGGGCCCUAUUGGUCCGUGGGCUGCAGGCCAUCUCGAUUGGACUCCACAUGCCGGAACAACUGGAGUACGACCAGUAGUAGAUAAGUAUUCCAUUACCAGAUAUUCCACCGGAGAAUGGAGACAACACAAUCAAUUCAUGUUAACUCCCAGAGCCACAGAUAAAGCUAAAAAUGCUGAAAUAUCUUUUAGGAGAGAAAUUAAAGCAACUAAUGAAAAUUUAGAUAGGAAACAGGAUGAAACCAAUAAAAAUUUAGGAAAAAGAGUCAAAGAUUUAAGUUAUUGGAAAAAACAAGUAGAAAAGACCUUACAGGCCAUGGAUGAUGAGAUAGAGGCCUUAGAUGAGAAUAGAAGAAAGCUGAAAAGCGCUUGUAGGAUUUUAAAUUUACCUGAAGCCAUAUCUAAAGAAUGUUUGGAGUUACGCACUAACAGAUAUGAACCAGAUUUAGUUAGAGAUGACGCUGAGCAAGAAUUAAUUAAAGAAGUCGCGAUUGUUGGCGAGAUUAGAAGGGUGUUUAAUAAUACUUUAGCCAAAGUCGAAGAGCAGAUGGCUAAUAAUAGGGCAGCAAAAGCUGCAAUUGAACAAGACUGGAAUGAUAAAAUGUUAUGUUUGAAAAUAGAUAAACAAAAUUUGAGUAUGACUCCUGAAUCUCCUUUGCUUUUGUAUCACCCGGGCGUUGCACGGUGGCCAGAGAAUGCAAGUAACUUGGAAUAUUGGUUACAUUGGUGCAGCGAAAGUAUAAAAAAUUGUGACGAAGUUAGGCAAAAAUCUGAGAAUUUACGCGGAGAUUUGAUGACUGCAAUAGUCAAAGGUAGUCAAGAUAUGAAAAUACAAGCUGAUAGAACGAACAUGGCACUGGCAGAAACCGUCGCCGCUACAGAAGAGUUAUGUGAAAAACUGGAAGAGACUUUGAAAGAUAAUCUCCAGACUAUUGCAAAUGUAGAAAAAUUGCUUGAACAUCUCAAAGAUGAGCUGAGGAAAUUAGGUGAGAGGACAAAGUUGAAUAUGACCCGUCUUCACAGUCGGAACUUCGACAGACCUAAUGCUGAAAAUUGCAGAGAUGAAGCGCAAUAUGCACUAAUGUCAGAAGCGAAGUUGUUGAAAGAAUCUAUUGACGCUUAUAACGAUAAAGUGAGAGAAUCUGAGGCUAUCAGAUCAGAGUUGAUGAAGUAUAGAGGGGAGUUGGAGAAGGAGAUAGCUUGCAAGAGGAAGAGUCUGAACAUUGAUCAGGAUCGACUGGCUAGAGUUCGGGCUCACAUGCCGACCCCCGAAGAAUUCGCUGCUGCCUAAAUUAUGGUUGACCUUUACUAUGUUCUGUUUUAUAUCCAUUUUGAUUGUGAUAUUUACGAUUCAGAUGAUAUAAAUAAAGAGAUAAUUAUUUU